This is a messenger RNA of Bipolaris maydis ATCC 48331, 429 nucleotides long. NCBI's taxonomy places the organism in Eukaryota, Fungi, Ascomycota, Dothideomycetes, Pleosporales, Pleosporaceae. The record is from RefSeq and is a predicted model, not a curated record.
AUGGUCCAUGGCUUGGCGUCCUUUGGGAAAGCGUACACUCUAAUUACCAGUCGCCUGUCGUUUAGCCUAAAUUUUGAUCCAGUGUGGUGUUGGGCAUCAUUAGCGAGGAUCCACUCUCGUAUGUUCACCGCCGUUUCGAGAGCUCUGCAUUUUAGCUCUGAAUCGGGGGCAUCGAGGCCUCGUGAUGGUCGUGUCUACAAACACCGCAAGGGCAGUGUGCUACGUGUCUCGUAUCCUGGGAAGAUAAUCCUUGGGGGAAAUGUGAUCCUGGUAAAACUGAAGAAAAGUGGCCUUGUGGUUGUCCUUUACCGGGGCGGUAAAUCCUCUGGAAGAUCCAUCUGGGGCUGUAGUGGCGGCGAACAGAAACAGAAGAAAAAUCAAACAGUAGGAAAGAAACACAUGAUUGUAGCAAGACAGGCGGUAGCGUAA